AUGCGGCUUUUGCUAGUUUUUCCGGCGUCCCGACCAAUGGACGAGAAGCUGAAGGGUUUUGUCGUGUCUCCCCACGCCACGAACGACAUUUCUGCACGGUCGUCUUAA
Molecule: messenger RNA, 108 nt
Organism: Peronospora matthiolae
Lineage: Eukaryota; Oomycota; Peronosporomycetes; Peronosporales; Peronosporaceae
Source: the annotation of a GenBank genome assembly